Messenger RNA from Armigeres subalbatus, 624 nucleotides. RefSeq lists its product as uncharacterized. The transcript has a single exon. The coding region runs from base 1 to 624 and encodes 207 amino acids. The record is from RefSeq and is a predicted model, not a curated record. NCBI's taxonomy places the organism in Eukaryota, Metazoa, Arthropoda, Insecta, Diptera, Culicidae.
AUGUCACUAGAACGCCGCCUUCAUUCGAACCCGCCGCUGAAGGAAGACUACAAGGCGUUCAUUCAGGAAUACCUUCAACUAGGGCAUAUGGCUCUGAUUAAACCUAGCAACGAAGUCUUGCCACCUGACAAGAAAACAUACUUCAUGCCGCAUCACUGCAUCGUUCGCCCGGACAGUGUUACAACGAAAUUUCGCGUUGUAUUCGACGCAUCUUGCGCCACCGAGAGCGGCGUCUCGCUAAACGACGCUUUAAUGGUGGGUCCCGUCGUUCAAGACGAGCUGUACAGCUUUCUCCUACGCUUUCGAAUCCCUCGUUUUGUCAUCGUUGCCGAUUUGCAAAAAAUGUAUAGGCAAGUGUUGGUGCAUCCAUCGGAUCAUAUGUUGCAACACAUCGUGUUUCGUUCCUCGCUAGUAGAUCCUAUUGAAAUCUAUGAGUUACAGACGAUCACUUAUGGUACUGCGGCUGCACCGUACCUUGUGACCCGUUGUCUUCAGCAACUUGCAUCUGACGGUGAGUUGACUCACCCAGUAGCCUCCAAAGUGCUAUCCAAAAGUUUCUACAUCGACGACCUGCUGUCCGGGGUGGAAUCAGAGGAAGAAGGAAACGAAUGUGCCGACAAUUGA